Apodemus sylvaticus (European woodmouse) is the source of this 2652-nucleotide messenger RNA. RefSeq names its product transmembrane protein 184C (gene Tmem184c). NCBI's taxonomy places the organism in Eukaryota, Metazoa, Chordata, Mammalia, Rodentia, Muridae. The record is from RefSeq and is a predicted model, not a curated record. Gene Ontology annotation, biological process: transport. The coding region runs from base 413 to 1945 and encodes 510 amino acids. Gene Ontology annotation, molecular function: transporter activity. The transcript has 10 exons.
GGCGGGACUUCCGGGGGCGGAGACUAGCCUGCCAGAGCAGGAAGCAGAGAGAGGGCCGGUAGGGUACCAGUUGCAGGUCAGACCCCAAGUGCCCAGAAUCCCCCGGUUACCCCGACUGUCCUCGGGGUCAUGAUGCAGCCGAGAUUCUGGGCAACUUCCAGUUGAGGCGGCGGCGACGCCGCGGUGGCACCGGGUGCAUGCGGGUUGGCUGGCAAGGAUGCAGCCUGCACCUGCGAGCAUCCCGAACGGCCACCGCUGCAGCAGCCGCAAGCACAGAACAACCCGAGAUCGCGCCGCCAGCGGCCGCUAAAUCUUCCCCUAUUGGGCGCCCGUGGAGAAGACAACCGAAAAAGAGAACUUGCCAAAGUCUUGAUUUAGUUCGUAAACUCGGCAGUUUAAACAACUGUUAAAAAUGCCUUGGGCCUUUAAUAGAAAUAACUGGAGGAGAUGGAUCCGACCCCUGCUGGUACUCCUUUAUGUAGCUGCUCUUCUGGUAGCUGUUCCUAUUUGUAUUUGGCAAUUUCAAAAACCGAAGGUUGGCAUACACAAAAAGGCUUGGUUUAUUGCUGGGAUAUUCCUGCUGUUGACCAUUCCCGUGUCCAUGUGUGGGAUCCUUCAACAUCUGGUGCAUUACACUCAACCUGAACUUCAAAAACCGAUCAUAAGAAUCCUUUGGAUGGUCCCAAUAUACAGUCUGGAUAGUUGGGUGGCUUUGAAAUAUCCCAAAAUUGCAAUAUACGUGGACACCUGGAGGGAGUGUUACGAAGCUUAUGUCAUCUAUAACUUCAUGAUAUUCCUUACCAACUAUCUGACAAUCCAAUUCCCAAACUUGAUACUACACCUGGAAGCUAAAGAUCAGCAAAACCACCUCCCUCCACUAUGCUGCUGUCCACCAUGGGCAAUGGGAGAAAUGUUGCUCUUUCGGUGCAAGCUAGGAGUGCUGCAGUACACCGUGGUCAGACCAAUCACCACCGUCACUGCCCUGAUAUGUGAAAUUCUUGGAGUAUACGAUGAAGGAAACUUUUGUUUCUCCAACGCUUGGACAUACCUGGUUAUAUUAAACAAUUUGUCACAACUGUUUGCCAUGUACUGCCUGCUACUAUUUUACAAGGCCCUGAAGGAAGAGCUUAAGCCUAUAAAACCCGUUGGCAAGUUUCUCUGUGUCAAACUCGUGGUCUUCGUUUCCUUUUGGCAAGCAGUACUUAUUGCUUUGUUGGUUAAAGUGGGAGUUAUUUCAGAAAAGCGGACCUGGGAAUGGCAAAGUGCAGAAGCUGUAGCCACGGGCCUGCAGGAUUUCAUCAUAUGUAUUGAGAUGUUUUUGGCCGCACUUGCCCAUCACUAUACUUUCUCCUAUAAACCCUAUGUCCAUGAAGCGGAGGAAGGCUCCUGCUUUGACUCCUUCCUCGCUAUGUGGGAUGUUUCUGAUAUUAGAGAUGAUAUUUCUGAGCAAGUGAGGCGUGUCGGGAGGACAAUGCGAGGUUAUCCAAAAAAGAAAUGUUUUCCUGGAGACCCGGACCAAAAUGAACAUUCAAGUCUACUUUCCUCCUCUUCACAAGAUAUACCUUCUGGCUCUUCAAAGCCACCCUCCCCAGUGGGCCUAUACCAAGGUUUUGGACACACAGUUACAUCACAGAGCCCUGUCUUUAUAGCCAACAUAUAUGAAGCUAUCUUAAAUAACAUCCCAGAAGAACAGCAGAAGCUUCUUGUUAGAGGACAAGAUAGCAUACAUGACAUCCCAAAACAACAAAAGCUUCUUGAUUCAGGCCAACAUAUCAUAGUUAACAUCCCAGAAGAGCAGAUGGAAGUUCCUGAUCAAAGCUACUAUCAAAAGUGUGUACCAGCAGUUACCUCACAGGCUUUAUUUUCAUCAGAGCCAUCUGAAGAUUCCGUGAUUGACAUGUUGGAAUCACUGCAGGAGCUGUCUGAUUCAUCCACGGACCCUUAAAGCUGCCACAUCCUCCUGUACAGUUUAAAAUUUAAGAUAGGCUAAAAAUAGAUAGACAUAUAACAGUAAUAUGCACAUAUAUUUGUAUAUAUUUUAUAUAUCACAAAUAUUUAAAUUUCCUAAGCUUUGGCUUUCUUAAACUGUUAGGAUAUCAUAUAUUCAAACAGUAGGUAACAACUUUAGCAGAUGGUCUUGAGUUUAUCAAACAGAAGAAAAUUAAAAAAAAAAUCCUUCAUACCACUGCAUGAAUGUAAUGCUCUGGGCUGAAAAUUUGAAUUAAUUGAAUUUAAUCUAAUCCUAAUCAUGUGCAAUUUAACUUUACAUAACUAUACUGUAUUUAAACUCAUAAAACUCUUAUGUGUCUUAUUCUUUUUUUUUCCUCGAGACAAGGUUUCUCCCAUGUAUCCAUGGUUGCCCUAGAACUUGUUGCAAGAUACUUCCUAUCCAUUCACAUUGAGGGAGUUUGAGGCCAGGGAUUAGAGGAGGAGGAGCUAGGAGAAGUGAGGAGAGGGAGAGAGAGGGAGGGAGAGAGGGAAGGAGGCUUGGGGGAACCACGUGAGCAAAGAGAGGGAGACUCCGAUAUCCAGAUGGUUUCAGACGUAUUUCUGGUGUUUUGGAGAGGUUAGAAAUAUUGGGAUAAGACUAUCAUUGUAAAUUGGCAUUAUGUAAUUGGGAGUUUUAUACACAUAAAUAUAUUUGGUUAACUA